Molecule: messenger RNA, 1384 nt
Organism: Drosophila arizonae
Lineage: Eukaryota; Metazoa; Arthropoda; Insecta; Diptera; Drosophilidae
Product: kelch-like protein 2
Source: RefSeq, a predicted model, not a curated record
AAAAAAGAAAAAACAAACAAAUUUCUCCCAUUUUAUAAAUAUUUGGUAAUAAAACGACAAAUUCGUUCGACUAUCAGGAAAAAUCUUCACAGUUUCGUUCACCCUUAAGCUCAGCCCUUAGAGAUUGCGCUGGGCGAAUAACCGUAAACAGAAACACAUUCCAUAGGCAUAUAUAAAAUAGUUUUUUUGACCUACACAACUGACUUUGCGUCCAGGAGGAUAUUUCAGUGGUCUAGUCUCGUUGCCAGUCCCCCAACUAUAGCUUAUCGAUAUCAUGGAGACAGAGAAACCCAAGAAGAUGGUGCAGCAUACUCGACUCAUACAUCGCUUCAUCGACUUGGAGAAUGAACAUUUGGAGAUGGGCAGGCCAGAUAAGGUGGACAUUGACGAGAUCCUUUUGGAGAAGUUCCGCACAAAGAGCGAGCCGGAUAUUCUGAUUGUGGCGGGCGACACUACGUACGGCUGCCAUGCCGUGGUGCUGCGCCACUUCAGUCUGCUCUGUGAGAACGUUUAUCCCACCGGCCUGAUCACCGCUCUGCCGAAGAAUCUAACGAAGGAUGGCUUCCUGCUGGCCUACGACUACAUGCUGCUGGAUCAGAUACGCUGCAAGCGCCGCCAGCUGCUUGAGCUGCUCGACGCCGCACGCUACUACUUCAUACCGGGGCUGGUGUCCAACAUCUGCGAUCUGUUCGCCGAUCGGGAAUUCCAUACCGAAAUGGACGCAUUGAACAUGUAUUUCGCUGCCACAAGGAAGAAGAAGCUGGGCAUCGCCAGGAUGAUGAUGACCUGUGUGCGACGGUACUUCCUGCCGAUGGUCAGCACUAAGGAGUUCCGCAACAUGGCUCUGGGCUGUGUCGUGAAGCUGCUGUCCUCCGACAAGCUGGCCGUGCAGCACGAGCUGGAGGUGUUCUACGCGGCCCUCUAUUGGAUCUUCAGCGACUACCAUACCCGUAAAGCCAGCCUCAACAUUGUGUUCCGUACGGUGCGUUUUGUUCUGCUGCCGCCGAUGUUUCUGCUCAAUAUGAGCCAGCGCCUGCACGAGAUGUUGCCCCGUGUGGCCGACGAGCUGAUGCCGUUCCUGGAGUACGCCAUGCUCUAUCAGCAGAGAUCCGAAAAGGGCGGCGUUGAGGAAGAGGAGCUGCGGCUGCGGUCGCGCUGCUUGAUCACCGAUCCGGAGUGCCCCUACAUGCAGCGGAAGAAGCAGUUGAAGCUGUACGGCUUUAAGCACAUUGAAUUUCUCACCUAUAUCACCAAGCUGCGCUGCAUGGAGGACUUUCUGGCUCGCAUAACUCUCAACUAAACGUGUUUGCUUACAGUUUAUGCUGAUGCUGAUGCUUGCUUGAUUUGAAUAACCCAACGAUUAUAAUAAAUUAUGAAAACUCUG